AUGCCGUUCACCGAAGACGCUGCGCUGGACCUGUCGUUCGACCCCAAGCUGAUCCCUGCCGAGCUCGACCAGAAGCUCGCGCAGCACGAUCUACACAUCCGUCCGCUCGCCUCGAGCGACUAUGCGCGCGGUCACAUCCAGGUGUUGGCUUCGCUGACGAGUGUUGUGGACCCCGGUGAGGACGCGUGGAAGACGCGGUACCAAGAGCUGGCGGCCUCGAAUGGCUCCGCGAGCAAGUACUUUGUCGUGGUGAUCGUGUCCAAGAGCAGCGACAAGCUCGUCGCGACUGGCACCGUCUUUUUGGAGCCCAAGUUCCUGCGCAACCUCGCGAGCGCGGCGCACAUUGAGGACAUCUCGGUGGACAAGUCGAUGCAAGGCAAAGGCGUCGGCAAGGUUUUGAUCCAGGCGCUCACGACGCUCAGCGAGAACGCGGGUGCGUACAAGACUCUGCUCGACUGCAGCGACGACAACGUUGCCUUCUAUAACAAGUGCGGCUACGAGGUCAAGGGCGUGUACAUGGCCAAGUACAAGUAG
This is a messenger RNA of Malassezia japonica, 534 nucleotides long. RefSeq names its product glucosamine-phosphate N-acetyltransferase. The coding region runs from base 1 to 534 and encodes 177 amino acids. Gene Ontology annotation, cellular component: Golgi apparatus; endoplasmic reticulum; endoplasmic reticulum-Golgi intermediate compartment. The transcript has 2 exons. Gene Ontology annotation, biological process: UDP-N-acetylglucosamine biosynthetic process. NCBI's taxonomy places the organism in Eukaryota, Fungi, Basidiomycota, Malasseziomycetes, Malasseziales, Malasseziaceae. The record is from RefSeq and is a predicted model, not a curated record. Gene Ontology annotation, molecular function: glucosamine 6-phosphate N-acetyltransferase activity; monosaccharide binding.